Mesorhabditis spiculigera is the source of this 213-nucleotide messenger RNA. NCBI's taxonomy places the organism in Eukaryota, Metazoa, Nematoda, Chromadorea, Rhabditida, Rhabditidae. The record is from the annotation of a GenBank genome assembly.
AUGCUACAGUUACAGCAGCAGCCCGGCCAAUCACAAGCCCAAAUCAACCUCAACCAUCAGAUGGCCUAUCAGAGCUUGCAGAACCAGCAGCUAAUGCAGUUGCUGAUGUCCCAAAAGCCCGAACAACUGCACGCGAUGGCAAUGCAACAACUUGGCGUUCAGCUUCAACCACCACCAGGCCAUCCCGGCGCUGGACCCUAUCCAUUUUCGAAG